AUCGCAGAAACAAAUAAAUUAAAAUUAAAAACAACCAGAAAGAGAAGAGAGAGAAAGAACAGAAAAACCAACGGUGUGAUAAACCUCAUUCUCUCAUCUCAGUCGUCUCCUUUCACCUCGCUUCUCCAGCGUCCGAUCCAAUUAUCCCUUCCCAUCCGCGCCCUCUUUUUUCUUCUUCUUUUAACAGGGUUUUCGAUAUGGCGGCAGAGGCACCGGCGAGUCCAGGGGGAGGAAGCCAUGAGAGCGGAGACCAAAGUCCUCGCUCUAAUUCUAAUGUACGUGAACAAGACAGGUUCUUACCGAUCGCAAAUAUCAGUAGGAUUAUGAAGAAAGCGCUACCUGCUAAUGGAAAGAUUGCUAAGGAUGCUAAAGAGACUGUUCAAGAAUGUGUUUCUGAGUUCAUUAGCUUUAUCACUAGCGAAGCAAGUGAUAAGUGUCAGCGAGAAAAGAGGAAGACGAUAAAUGGUGAUGAUUUGCUUUGGGCUAUGGCUACGUUAGGGUUUGAGGAUUAUAUUGAUCCUCUUAAGAUUUACCUGUCUCGAUACAGAGAGAUGGAGGGUGAUACCAAGGGAUCUGCGAAGACUGGAGAUACAUCUGCUAAAAAGGAUAUUCACCCUGGUCCAAAUGCGCAGAUUUCUCAUCAAGGUUCUUUCUCACAAGGUGUUAGUUAUGGAAAUUCAAAUUCUCAAGCUCCGCACAUGAUGGUCCCUAUGCAAAGCAACGAGUAGAUAUGUGCUCUUUUACAAUGAAUUCUGUCAUUUAGACGGUAUUGAAUUUCUCAUCCAGUUCCUAGAACCAAUAGUGUUUCAAAACAUAAAACAUUGGUAUGGUGUAAGCACUGACAGCUUGAGUGGUUUUUAUUCACUUGUUGUAUCCUGGGUUGUUUCCGGUAAGAUUUGUAUAAUUUGGGUAUCUAUCGGAGGUAGAAUGACUCUUGAAGCAUUGUAAAUAAUGGGAACUUGUAACUUGUGUCUUGAUUUUUAGAAUGGGUACUUGGCAAGGGUAUGUCACUCUGUUCUUAUAUAUAAAACCGGGGCAUCUUUUAAUGAUGCGGUGAUUUUAUUCA
Messenger RNA from Populus trichocarpa (black cottonwood), 1066 nucleotides. RefSeq names its product nuclear transcription factor Y subunit B-10. NCBI's taxonomy places the organism in Eukaryota, Viridiplantae, Streptophyta, Magnoliopsida, Malpighiales, Salicaceae. The record is from RefSeq and is a predicted model, not a curated record. The transcript has 7 exons. Gene Ontology annotation, cellular component: nucleus; CCAAT-binding factor complex. Gene Ontology annotation, molecular function: protein heterodimerization activity; RNA polymerase II cis-regulatory region sequence-specific DNA binding; DNA-binding transcription activator activity, RNA polymerase II-specific. Gene Ontology annotation, biological process: regulation of transcription by RNA polymerase II. Bases 198 to 728 code for a protein of 176 amino acids.